Molecule: messenger RNA, 975 nt
Organism: Rhizophagus irregularis DAOM 181602=DAOM 197198
Lineage: Eukaryota; Fungi; Glomeromycota; Glomeromycetes; Glomerales; Glomeraceae
Source: RefSeq, a predicted model, not a curated record
AUGCCUAGAUCAGAUAAAAAAGAUACUACAUGUGUUUGCUGUGGAUAUAAAUUUACAAGACCAGCUAAACUUCGUCAACAUUAUCAAAGUAAAAAAAAUCAAUGUAGUCCACCUCCAGAAAUUUCUAGUCAAAAAGAAGGACAAAAGAAGGCUAAUAUACCCAGACCUCGAUCACUAAGCCCAGCUCCAAUAGUUCAUACCUGGGGAAGGGACCGCCGAAUGGAAAAACCCAAAGCCAUACCCCCAACUCCUGAACCAGAGCUAGCACCACCAUCUGGACAAAAUCAAGGGGAUAAAUAUAUUGAUAGGCACGCAAGAAAGUCUGGAGAGCAUUUGAGAACAUGGGAUUGUCAGCGUCUACAUCAUGAGCUAUUACAAGCAGAUGAUGAGUCUUUUGAAAAUGUUCAUGCUUCAACUCCUUCGACCAAGCCAGAACAACAUCCCACCCAACAGAACGAAGACCAAAGGGCAGAGGAUCCUGAAGCAGGACCAGGCCCAGCAACCCAAGCUAACAGAAAAAAGGAAAGAAAGAUAGUAGUCCCUAUCACGGCAGUAGUGGACAUCCACUUUGAAGAAUGCCCUGUUGUUCCUCAUCCAGAAGAAAAUCCAGCAUAUGCUUUUAAUGUUCCAGUAUUUGGACAUGAAUAUGCAGAGGCUCCAUAUAUACCCCAACUUAUAUCAGCAUUUCGAGCAAAAAUAAAAGAAGUUCUUCAAACAGAGCUCCAUAGGAAAGAUCAAAUAAAAUCAGCUAUAGUAGUAAAAUGCUUGUAUUUACUUACUAAAAAAGAUAAAGAAGAAAGAGAAGAUAGUGAAGAUUUCGCAAAUAAAGUCUAUAAAGUAAAAUAUCAUAGAGGUGAGAUGCGACCAAUUCUUUUAGAGGGGGAUAUAGAUGAGCAUAUAACUCUAACUGUUGGGAAAAUAGAUAAACAGGUUGAAGAAGCAUUACUAAAGGGAUCUGGAUAUACCCUCGAAUGA